This is a messenger RNA of Gigantopelta aegis, 2331 nucleotides long. Its product is annotated as ATPase family AAA domain-containing protein 2-like. Gene Ontology annotation, biological process: positive regulation of transcription by RNA polymerase II. The record is from RefSeq and is a predicted model, not a curated record. Lineage: Eukaryota; Metazoa; Mollusca; Gastropoda; Neomphalida; Peltospiridae. Gene Ontology annotation, molecular function: chromatin binding; ATP hydrolysis activity; histone binding. Gene Ontology annotation, cellular component: nucleus.
AUGGCAGAGUCUUCACGACGUUCUUCGUCCAGUCUUGAACAUAAGGAACCUAGUACACCUGUAAUGACGUCAGAAGGUGAUGGUCAAAUGCCAUUAAAGAGGCGUGGCAAGAGAAUGAAAGUGGACGAAGAAGAGAGAGAGGAGGAAGAGGAGGAGUUUGUGCAAACUGAGAAGCAGACGUCAUAUGAGGAUGACAUGGAACCUUACGAGAAACUCCUCUCUCCAGUAGCAAAGAAGCAAAGAUGUCUUCCACCACCUCGACAACACACUGGUUAUUAUUCAUUGCGUCGCUCCUCAACACUAUCCACUACUACUAGUACUGAACUUACUGAAGUUGAGAAAAGGGAGACACAAGAAGAACAAAAUGAAACUAAAGAAGAUGAUAAAGAAGAAGAGGGAGAAGAUGAAGAGGAUGAAGAAGAAGACGAGGAAGAGGAAGAUGAGGAGGAAGAGGAAGAAGAGGAGGAGGAGCUAGAAGGUGAGGAAAGAGGUUUCUAUAAUUUGAGGAAGCGACGUCCUGUUGUCUACACAUAUCAACCUGUUAUUCAGGGCUCUAGUACUUCCAGUAGCGGAGAGGACUCAGAUGAAGCUCGUUUUCAAAGACGCAAAACUCGUAGUAUGCAACGAUCACGUACAGAAUGUCUACCAAUGAACUUUACACCUGAAGAUAUAUCAACAGGUGUUACUAGAGAUAGAGUUCGUAUUGGUGCUAGUUUAGCAGAUAUAAAUCCUAUGACUGUUGAUAGAAGUAUUACCUUUGAGAGCAUUGGAGGACUGGGACAACAUAUUAGAGCUUUGAAGGAAAUGAUUGUCUUCCCUUUGUUGUAUCCUGAAGUGUUUGAGAAGUUUCAUAUCACACCUCCUCGUGGUGUGUUAUUUCAUGGACCUCCUGGUUGUGGUAAAACAUUAGUAGCUCGUGCACUAGCUAAUGAAUGUUCUAAAGAUGGACGUAAGGUGGCGUUCUUUAUGAGGAAAGGAGCAGACUGCCUUAGUAAGUGGGUAGGAGAGAGUGAGAGGCAACUGCGUCUCCUCUUUGAUCAGGCUUAUCAGUUACGCCCCUCAAUUAUUUUCUUUGAUGAAAUAGAUGGGUUAGCUCCAGUACGUUCUAGUCGUCAAGACCAAAUCCAUUCAUCUAUCGUCUCAACUCUCCUUGCUCUAAUGGAUGGUUUAGAUAGCCGAGGAGAGGUUGUGGUCAUAGGAGCUACUAACAGAAUUGAUGCUAUUGAUCCUGCACUAAGGAGACCUGGUCGAUUUGAUCGUGAAUUUAGUUUUCCCCUGCCUUCAAGAGAGGACCGUUGCAGUAUAUUAUCCAUUCACACUAGUUCUUGGAACCCUCCAUUAAAACAAGAGUUUCUUCAAGAGCUAGCAGACCUCACUGUGGGAUAUUGUGGUGCUGACCUCAAAGCUCUCUGCACAGAAGCAGCUCUUCACUCCUUACGUCGACAUUAUCCUCAAAUUUAUAACACAACAGACAAGCUGGUUAUUGAUGUUUCCACUAUUAAUAUCUCUGCAUCAGAUUUUCAUGCUAGCUUACGAACUAUCGUCCCUACAACGCAACGUAUGGGUCAUUCAGACCACAUAGCUCCAGCCAUACUUAAUAUUUUAGAAGAAUUUCCAGUAAAAUUACUUGAUUUUUCUGCUCUCUACCUCAACUCUGCCCGUACUCCUGAAGAAGCCUGCAUUCAAUUGUUUCGUGAAGCCCGUCAAGCCACACCCUCAAUUGUCUAUAUACCGAGGAUUAUGUCAUGGUGGGAGGUUGCCAUGGAGACGUUACGAGGAACUUUUACUUCUGUUUUGAACUCUUUACCUCCUGAUUUGCCAUUGUUAGUGUUAGCUACUACUACAGAAUAUGCUACAGAGGCUCAACACAAGCCCCUCCCCAAAGCUCCGCCUCCUCCCCCUCGAGAACUCACUCAAGAUGAGAAUGAUCGUCUUUGUCGCCAAAGAGAAGCAGUACUUCGUGAGCUUCGAGUUUUUUUACGUGACGCUACAAAUAAAUUGUUAGCUGAAAGAAAAUUUAAAGAAUUUACAAAACCUGUUGAUUCUGAGGAAGUCCCUGAUUAUUAUGAAAUAAUUGUUAAUCCUAUGGAUUUGUCCUCAGUAAUGAAGAAGAUUGAUGAACACUCUUAUAAUACUCCCAAACAAUGGCUACAAGAUAUUGACUUAAUUACUAUGAAUGCUUUAGAAUAUAAUCCUGAGAAUCAUACAGAUAGUCGUUUACUUAGACACAGAGCUGUGGCAUUGCAAGAUCUUGCUCACUCCAUUUUUGAUCACGAACUCAGCGAAGACUUUGAAAAGGUUAAAUUUUCAUAUAUAAUGAUGUCUACAUAA